GAGGACAAAAAUUCCAGCCUUGUCUCCACAACUGAAUUUCUGCUCCUCAAAUUUUCUAAUUUUCAAAGACUACAGACCUUACAUUUCUUUGGAUUCCUGACAUUGUACUUGAUAGCAGUGAUGGCCAAUCUUCUCAUCAUUAUGGCAGUAUUAUUUGACUGCCAUCUGCAUACGCCCAUGUACUUUUUCUUAAUGAACUUGGCUGUCCUGGACAUUGGCUCAAUUUCAGUCUUGGUACCUAAAGCUAUGGCAAAUUCUCUCAUGGAUAGCAGGACAAUUUCUUAUUUUGGAUGUGUAGCCCAAGUUUUCCUUCUGCUCUUCUUUGUAGGGUCAGAUUUUGCCCUCCUAACAGUGAUGGCACAUGAUAGGUAUGUUGCUAUCUGCAAUCCAUUACAGUAUGAAAAAAUUAUGCACAAAAGAGCAUGCAUUAAGAUGGUAGUCAGUGCAUGGAUCAGUGGUGUCCUUAAUUCAUCAUUAAACACAGGAAGCACUUUUGCAAUCACCUUCUGCUCCAAUGUGGUCCAUCAAUUCUUCUGUGAAAUCCCACAAUUACUCAAACUCUCCUGUUCUGGCCUGGACUUUGUUCAAAUUGGAGUUAUUGUACUUACUUGUGGCAUAGUGCAAGGAUGCUUUAUCUUCAUCAUUCUAACUUAUGUGAAGAUUUUUGCAACAGUGCUCAAAAUCCCAUCUGUGCAAAGUCAGAAGAAAGCCCUCUCCACUUGCAUUCCCCACCUCACUGUGGUUUUUCUGCUUGUAUUCAGUGGCAUCUUUGCCUAUGGAAGUUCUAUGAUUGAUACUUCAUCUGUUCUAAAUAUAGUCUUUGCAUUUUUUUAUGCUAUACUGCCUCCAUUUCUCAAUCCAUUCAUCUAUACCAUGAGAAACAAAGAGAUCAAAACUGCCUUAUUGAAGUUGUUCACUAUGGCAAAUUUUUCUAAAAUCAUCUCUAGCAGAGUUGUUUUGUGA
Messenger RNA from Heteronotia binoei (common prickly gecko), 963 nucleotides. RefSeq names its product olfactory receptor 14C36-like. The record is from RefSeq and is a predicted model, not a curated record. Gene Ontology annotation, cellular component: membrane. NCBI's taxonomy places the organism in Eukaryota, Metazoa, Chordata, Lepidosauria, Squamata, Gekkonidae. Gene Ontology annotation, biological process: G protein-coupled receptor signaling pathway. The coding region runs from base 121 to 963 and encodes 280 amino acids. The transcript has a single exon. Gene Ontology annotation, molecular function: olfactory receptor activity; G protein-coupled receptor activity.